GGAGUGAAGCAGAUAGGACAAAAUACUGUGGGUCAGGCCCGUUGCUCGGCUCACCGACGUGAGAUGAACUCUUUACUGCCACCUUCACAGCGCUGCCGUGACCAGACGACCAAAGGUCCAACGGGGCCUUACAAUCGGGAGAAGUUGCUCAAGUUUUUGGAAGAGAAAGCUAAAAAUGAAAAGGACUGGGAAGAAAAAGUUCCAUACCAACCAGGAGUGAAACGUGGCAAAGUUUUUGUUCCAAAGGAAGAGGAAAAAGAGAACGUCGCCACAAACGAAAUACAGUUUGAUCUUGAGAAUGAAAAAGAGUUCGAACUGGCUCUUUCAGAAGCCGGAGAGUCGGAUUUAAUCGAUUUGGCAGGUAUCCUCGGGAUGCACAGCAUGAUUUCGCAGGCGCAGUAUUACAAUGCCGUCAAAGGAAAGCCUCAGGAAGAGAACGAAAAAACGUUUUCAGGUGAGUUUUCUUUCAUGUCAUCUAGCGUAAAGAUGAUUCCGGACGAACCUCCAAACGAUACAGACGUGGCUGACUGCAUGAAAAGGCUAAGGGCGAACGAUUCAACACUGAAAGUGGUGAAUGUGAACAACAUGAAACUAAUUGCGGCAGCGAAAGAAAGCAGUAGUCUAGAAACUUUUUCGCUGGCGAAUACGGCCUUAAAGGACGCCGAUGCAAAGGGUCUCAUCGACCUGCUGAAAAGUAGCAAGAGCCUGAAGAACCUGAACGUCGAAUCGAAUUACUUGACUGGCGAAAUGCUGGCGUCACUGCUGCGCGCGAGUCUCGACCAACAAGUAUUGAUCGAGUUUCACGCAGAAAACCAGCGAUCAACGCUGCUAGGAGUACAAGUCGAAAUGGAACUUGCGAAAAUCAUUGAGGAGAGUGAGUCUCUAUUGAGGGCGAGAUACCGAGUUGCCGAGGCGCUUGAAAGCAACUACGAACGAGGUGUGUAUAGGUGGCUGUAA
This is a messenger RNA of Soboliphyme baturini, 957 nucleotides long. The record is from the annotation of a GenBank genome assembly. NCBI's taxonomy places the organism in Eukaryota, Metazoa, Nematoda, Enoplea, Dioctophymatida, Soboliphymatidae.